UUUCAUGUCCCCUACAGCCGAAUGUGCUGUAGGUCACAGGCUGUGGAUGCCCUGAUGGUCCUCUGUACCUUUAAGGGAACCACAUACCUUUUUUCAUCCAGCAGACUCUGUGUGAUGUGAACUAUCAUCAAUUUACGGGAACCUUUAUUCCCACAGUGGAGCCGAUGAGGAGGGACUGACGCUGCGCCGAGCGCUCUUUGCCACAUCUGCAGCAUUUGAUUAGUUUGUGAGAACAAAAGAACAGGAUUUCCUGAGCCAAAUGGAAUCACAUUUUUCUCUGCUGUAAUUUCAAAUAUUUUACUUUUUUAAAUUUGGCUAUAAUUCAGACAUGUAUAGUUUUGCGGUCCGCGUGUUUUGGGGUAUUAUUCUUUGUGCACCAUAUCAGUGCUUGGAGUGUCCUUUUGGCUGCGAGUGCUUCACUGUCACCCGCACGGUGAAAUGUGUUUCCAAGGAUUUGCUCAUGGUGCCACAAAAUAUUCCAGGGUAUGCCAGGACUGUCGUCAUCACUGGGAAUAUUGUGAACCAGAUUGGACCUGACUCGUUUACAGAGCUGGAGAAUGUAACUAACAUUAUUUUAAGCAAUAACAGGAUCACAGAGAUGGCAUCCCACACCUUUUCUGCCCUCGUCAACCUGCGCUUCCUGGACCUCAGUGGCAACCAGCUGGCUCUGAUCCAUCCAGAGGCUUUCAGCAUACCUGGCAGCCCCCUCCAGGAGCUCAACCUGAGCCGUUCUCUGUACAACUUCACCGCCCUGACAGACCUAACCACGGCUCUGCGCUGGGGUGGCCUCGGAGGUCUCCUCCGCCUCGACCUCUCUGGGAACCACCUGGCCCUGCUGCCCCCGGGGUUGUUCUCUCACCUCCCCAAUCUGCAGCAGCUCUUCCUCACCAAGAACUCUUUGGCUGCAGUGUACAGCGGGACCUUCUCUGGCAUGAAUCACCUGGAGGUGCUGGACCUGACGCACAACACCAUCAGAACAUUCAGGGCUGAUUCUCUCCAAGAGUUGGAGAAGCUCGGGGACAUCCGAAUCCUUCUCGGUAACAACCCCUACACCUGCUCGUGUGAGAUCCAUAAUUUUGUGGAAUGGCUGAACAACACUAAAGCUCACGUAGAUGUGGAAGCCGUGAGAUGCGCGUCGCCAGAUGCAUUAACCAGCACCCGACUGCGAGGGCUCAAUGUCGAGGACAUUGGGUGUGUUGUCCCACUCCCCUCGGUGGUGACAGACCUCUCCCUACAGACAUCCUAUGUCUUCCUAGGGGUGGUGCUGGGGUUCGUGGGCAUGGUUUUUCUCUUUGUGCUCUACCUGAACCGCAACGGCAUGAAGAAGUGGAUCACUGAGAUGAGAGAAGCUUGCCAGGAUGUUCUGGAGGGCUACCACUACCGCUAUGAGAUUGACUCAGACCCUCGGCUGGGCCACAUCGCAGCAGACGCCAGCGUGGCGCAGCGGCAUUUAGGAUUAGCUCUCUCACAGGAGCCGCCCAAUGACACUUGCAUUGUCCAGGUUCCCUCAGACACAAAAGUCAAACAGGUGACGACCUCUCAUCCUGUAUGAUCCAUAAGUUAAGGCAAAUGUAAAUAGUUUACACCAGAUUUUUUAUUAUUAUUUAAUUUAAUUUCAUGAUUAUCUUGUACAUUCUGCAGCUAGAACCUAUAAGCUUCACCUUGAAAAGUGCCUUUGUGUUUGAGGUACUAGAGCAUGAUUGUGUGUUUUAUCAUACAUUUUAUAAUGACAAAAUACAAUGGCUACUUUAGAAACACUAUAGAAUCUACAUCCCAUCUCAGUUGUUUUGUUGUUUGUUUAUACGACAUUUAUUUAGCCGUAUAUAGUAUAGUAUAUUAUUUGUAUAUAGUAUAGUAUCAUACCUUUGAAUAUCUUUACAGUAUACUGCUUGCAUAUUAACAAAAAACUGUAAUAAACAGUAUAUUAAACUAGGUAUUGUGCAUGCUUCAGGAGCAAACAGGAGGGAAAUGCCUUUACAUUUAAACAAUUUUACAUCUUUAUUGUGCUUAGUGUUGCUCAUGCUGUGAUUUUAACAGAUAUUGCAUCCAAUGCGUGAUUGUAUUUGCAUUAAUAUUAAUAAAAAAA
This is a messenger RNA of Mugil cephalus (flathead mullet), 2086 nucleotides long. Its product is annotated as trophoblast glycoprotein-like. Gene Ontology annotation, molecular function: protein binding. Gene Ontology annotation, cellular component: plasma membrane. The record is from RefSeq and is a predicted model, not a curated record. Lineage: Eukaryota; Metazoa; Chordata; Actinopteri; Mugiliformes; Mugilidae. The transcript has 2 exons. Gene Ontology annotation, biological process: negative regulation of canonical Wnt signaling pathway. Bases 329 to 1552 code for a protein of 407 amino acids.